This is a messenger RNA of Bombyx mandarina (wild silkworm), 798 nucleotides long. RefSeq names its product Guanylyl cyclase at 88E (gene Gyc88E). Lineage: Eukaryota; Metazoa; Arthropoda; Insecta; Lepidoptera; Bombycidae. The record is from RefSeq and is a predicted model, not a curated record.
ACAAAAUUGUUUUUUUUUGUGUAUGUUUUUUUUGUGAUGUUAAUGUUUGAUAAACAAUUUUAUUAGUAUAAUUUGAUUGAACACAUACAGUGUGGAGUUCGAUAUUUUUUGGAAGCAACAAAGAAUUAGCGUUCCAAAAUGUACGGGCUUCUACUCGAGAACAUGGCGGAGUACAUCCGACAGACUUACGGCGAGGAACGCUGGGAGGAUAUCCGGAGGCAGGCUGGAGUUGAACAACCUUCAUUCUCCGUUCACCAGGUGUACCCGGAGAACAUGAUCACCAGACUCGCCAAAAAAGCGCAAGAGAUGCUCGGCAUGUCUGAACGUGAAUUCAUGGAUCAAAUGGGCGUUUACUUCGUCGGCUUCGUGUCGCAAUACGGCUACGACAGAGUUUUAUCAGUGCUGGGACGUCAUAUGCGAGACUUCCUGAACGGGCUGGAUAAUCUCCACGAGUACCUGAAGUUCAGUUACCCCAGGAUGAGAGCGCCGAGUUUCAUUUGCGAAAAUGAAACUCGACAAGGCUUGACGCUACAUUACAGGUCGAAGAGAAGAGGCUUUGUUUAUUACGCUAUGGGUCAGAUUCGGGAGGUAGCCCGCCACUUCUACCACAAGGAAAUGCGAAUAGAGUUGGUCAGGGAAGAGUUAUUAUUCGACACAGUCCACGUGACCUUUCAACUGACAUUCGAUAACAGAGCGUUCACUUUAGCGUCUCUCGCGAUGACCAGAGAAGAGAAACAUCUGCCGAUCAGCGCUUCGGUACUCUUCGAGAUCUUUCCGUUUUGCAUAGUCUUUGGGUGA